This is a messenger RNA of Clupea harengus (Atlantic herring), 10168 nucleotides long. RefSeq names its product nucleosome-remodeling factor subunit BPTF-like (gene bptf). Gene Ontology annotation, molecular function: RNA polymerase II cis-regulatory region sequence-specific DNA binding. Gene Ontology annotation, biological process: regulation of transcription by RNA polymerase II. Gene Ontology annotation, cellular component: NURF complex. The record is from RefSeq and is a predicted model, not a curated record. Lineage: Eukaryota; Metazoa; Chordata; Actinopteri; Clupeiformes; Clupeidae.
CAACACUAAAAUUUGAAAAAAUAACUUACAAAUGUCACAGGAUUGGAACUUCCAAAUGCCCUACGAGCGCCUUGGCAAACGAGAACACUUAACUUUGUACAAGCAGUGACCACGUGACUUCAACCCUAGGCCUGCUGUCUGUUUUCAGUAGACGGAGAGAGAGGAAGCAACAUGGCGGCCAUGAGCGACCCGAAGCGGGACGCCGGCCGUUCGUUCUGAGCUUUCUCACAUUACCUGAGUCCGGGGCUCUGUGGGACUUUUUGCUACGGAAUAUACUCAAGUUCAGCUUUCUGGCGGUGCCCAAUUUCCAGGGUUUCGUCCGCGAUUAUUGCACGCAAAAACGGAUCUAGAAAAUAAUAGAUUUUAUAUAUAAUGAGGGGGAGAAGAGGCAGGCCGCCCAAAACCCAACUGAUGCAGGAGCACUCUUCUGGUCCUGUGCGGGGUCUUAGACCCCGACGGGGGUUAAGGGCAAAAGGUAGAGGUACUGAUGAGGUCGAUUUUGAGAUUCCCAAGAGAGGAAAUUACCAUUCAUCCAGGGGCAGGAGGAGAGUGGGAUCAACCACGGCAUCAAGGAGUAGAGGAAGGGGCAGAGGUGUUGGUAGAGGUAGGGGAAGAGGGAGAGGUAAGCGUUCGGCUACUAGUCUGAUAGUGUAUGAUGACCAUGAAAGUGACGACGAAGAUGCCGAAAGUCUGAGAUCAGAUGAAGAAGAAUACGUCGAGGAAGAGCCGAUAACGGACGAAGAGGAAGGGACCAUCGAUGAUGAAUCGGACUACCUUGAGGAAAUACCCGAGGAGUUGGAGGAUGAUGCUAGCUACUGUACUGAAAGCAGUAGCCAUGGUAGUGCUCCAGGGCGUAGGAGGUCUCGGGUGCUGCGCCCUCGCUCUCCUGUCUUUGAGGAAGCGGAGGUGCCCCCUCUGGAGCUGCCCGGGUCUUCAGAGGACCUUCUGCUCUUAGCCCAGCAGCUGCUCAACGCGGCAGCAAUCUACGAGGUGCUGCGCAACUUCAGCACGGUUCUGCGCCUCUCCACCUUUCGCUUCGAGGACUUCUGCGCUGCAUUGGCCGGCCAGGAGCAGUGCACCCUCAUCGCCGAGAUGCAUAUCUCCCUGCUUAAGGCCAUCCUGCGCGAGGAGGACUCCUCCAACACCACCUUCGGCCCGGCCGACCUCAAGGACAGUGUCAACUCUACGCUCUACUUCAUCGAUGGCAUGACGUGGGCCGAGGUGGUGCGUGCCUACUGCGAGAGCGACCCCGAGUACCGGCCGGCCCUGCGCUACCAGGAGGGCGAGGGCUACCCUUUCGAGCCCUUGGAGGCCAAGGUGAAGGUGCUCCAGUUCCUGGUUGAUCAGUUCCUUACCACCAACCUGGCUCGUGAGGAGCUCAUGUCCGAGGGCACCGUGCAGUAUGACGACCACUGCCGUGUGUGCCACCGGUUAGGUGACCUGCUCUGCUGCGAGACCUGCUCCGCCGUCUACCACUUGGAGUGCGUCAAGCCGCCGCUGCAGGAGGUGCCCGAGGACGAGUGGCAGUGCGAGGUGUGUGUGGCCCACAAGGUGUCUGGCGUCAGUGACUGCAUCACUGAGGUGCAGAAGAGCCGGCCAUACAUUCGCCAGGAGCCUAUAGGCUACGACAGGCACAGCAGGAAAUACUGGUUCCUCAACCGCAGGAUCAUUAUCGAGGAAGAUGGAGAGCAUGACAAUAAGAAGAUCUGGUACUACAGCACAAAGGUCCAGCUGGCGGAGCUCAUGGAUGUGCUGGACAGAGAGUACUGGGAGAGUGACCUGUGCGCUGUGCUGGAUGAACUGAGGGAGGAGAUCCACAGCCACAUGGACAUCACCGAGGACCUCACCAACAAGGCACGGGGAAACAACCGCUCUUACCUGGAGGCUGCCAAUGAGGAGAUCCUGGAGCGGCUGAAGACGAAGGAGGAUGCAGAGCUGGAGGAGGUGAAGCGGCGUGCAGCCAAGGAGGCUGAAAAGGCCAGCCAGGGGUCAGAGGUCGCUGAUCCUUCUGCAGAUGGAGCAGAGGCGCAGCAGGACAAACCAACUUGUGGCAUGGACCAAGAGACCUCAGGAGAAGCCCCCUCUGCUGAAGCUCCCUCUACUGGAGUGGAAGGUAGCGGUCCCAGCUCCAGUAGCACUCCUGACCAGCCUAAGCCCACUUCUCCAGUGCUUCCCAGCUCCACGUCUAGCAAAUCCAUUUCCAAGGCUCCUACAGGAGGGGCGCAAGAUGGCCCCUCUCAGGCGCAGGACGCUGGCGGCGAGAGGUUGGCUAGUGCAGAGACAGAAAAGGAGCGGGCAGAGAUGGCAUCCCUUGGGGAGGAGAGCGCCGCCCUGCAGGCUGUGGAUGAGAACAGCUGCAGCAGCCACGUCUCUGCUUCAGACCCUCUUAGGGGGCCAGAAGAACCUGACUUGGCCGACCGCUCUUCUCGCUCCUCCUUCACGAGCCUUGACGACUCAGGUGAAGGCAAGGCGAAUGGAGAGGCUGGAAAGGCUGGCUCUGCCACGCGCAUUGUGACCCGGCUGCGGAACCCUGACAGCAAGCUGAGUCAGCUCAAGAGUCAGCUUGGCAUUGUUACUAUGGACGGCACCAAAACAUCCAAAGAGUUUCCUGCAUUUGGAGAUACAUCCCGUUUUGGCAGUGUCAAAAAAGACUUGAUGCUAAAGGGCAACCUCAGCACCUUCUUUAAGCUGGGCCAGGAAGGCAAGUACCGCGUCUACCAGAACCAGUACAGCACCAACACCGUGGCUCUCAAUAAGCACCAGCAUCGCGAGGACCAUGACAAGCGGCGGCACUUAUCGCACAAGUUCUGCAUGACGCCCGCCGGUGAGUUCAAGUGGAACGGCUCUGUUCACGGCUCCAGGGUGUUGACAGUCUCCACACUGCGCCUUACCAUCGUCCAGCUGGAAACCAACAUCCCUGCGCCCUUUCUACACCCAAACUGGGCCUCACACAGGACAAACUGGACUAAGGCAGUCCAGAUGUGCAGCAAGGCCAGGGAGUUUGCCCUGGCAUUGGCCAUCCUGGAGUGUGCCAUCAAGCCAGUUGUUAUGCUGCCAGUGUGGAAAGAUGCCUUGGGUCACACAAGGCUACAUCGCAUGACCUCCAUGGAACGUGAGGACAAGGAGAAAAUUAAGAAGAAGGAGAAGAAACUGGAGGAUGAGGAGACCUUGCAACAGGCCACCUGGGUCAAGUACACAUUUCCCAUCAAGCAUCAGGUAUGGAAGCAGAAAGGGGAGGAGUACAGAGUAACUGGUUAUGGAGGUUGGAGCUGGAUCAGCAAGACACAUGUCCAUCGAUUUCUACCCAAAUUUCCUGGCAACACAAAUGUCAACUAUCGCAAAAAUCUCCCAGAUGCUAAUAAAGACAGGCAGAACGAAGAGAAAUGCUUGGCCUCUCCAAACACAGACUCUGAGACCCAGAAGACAGAAGCCUCCACUAAAAGUGCAGCUGUGAAGGAUGAGGACCAAAAAACUGCACCAGAAUCCUCUGUGGACGGCUCUUCAGGAGAGGACCAGACACUUAAAGAGAACAACCAAGAAGAGCCACAGACCCAGGACCGAACAGAAGCACAAGAGGAAGCUGGGGAGAAGGCUAACGGCCUGGCAAAAGGAGGAGUCCAGAAUAUGGAUGUGGACCCAAGCGUGCCUGACUCCUGCAGUAUCGAAGAGAAAGAGAAGAUGAGCAGCACUAGAUCGGCAGCUCUUGGUGAAGAGAAUGCUGUGAAGGAGGAGCCAGAGGGGGAGGAAGGGCCCAAUCCCAGCAGAGCAGAAACCGCGUUACCUUUCAACCAUGAUGUGGUCAAUGUCAGUGAAGGAUUUCAAUUGCGGACCGCCUACAAGAAGGUGGUGAAGGCCUCCAAACUGGAUGGACUUCUGGAGAGACGUGUCCGGCAGUUCACCCUGGAGGAGAAGCAGAGGCUUGAGCGCUUUAAGAUGGGGGAACAGGCUAGAGGCGAGCCUGCAAAGGAGAAGGCAGAAGUUAAGGCAGAAGUUAAGGAGUCACCAGGAGAGACCAUCCAGGCAGAUGGUGCAGUCAACACCAAAGAGCAAGAAAAAUCCCAGGCAACUCAGGUGGAGGAGAAGGAAUCUGUGAAUGUAUCAAGGGAGAAGGAUUCCGUGGUCCAAAGGCUAGAAUUUGACCAAGAAGAGGAGAGGAUGAAGUCUGGAGCAGCGGCAGCAGAACAGAAAGGCAGUGCGAGUUCUCAGGGUACUGCUGGUGAAAUUCAGUCACCAUCAGAGACAAAUAAGGGACAAAUGGCCUCUGGCCUUGUAAAGGACAAUGUUUCCCUAGCUUCUACUCCUUCUGAUGGUCAUGGAAACAAUGAUCAGAGCAACGGCAAAUCAGAUAGGCCCGCUGAACUUAAUGGUGCCUCCCAAGAGAGCGUCAACCCAUCUCCCAGCCAGAAUGUUACAUCAAACUCUCUUACAGAAGCACCAAGCUUAAAGUCUGAGGGGACAGCCUCAAGGAACUGUACAGAACAGAUGGUGUUGGGAGAAAAUGGUAGUAAGCACACACAAGGUAAAGAGUGUUGUGUUUUACAAGAUGAAGGAGAAAGCAUGGAUGUGCCUGAAAGAGAUUAUGUGAGAACAGAGAAAUCGGGGCUUGUGCAGAUCAACGGAAAGGAUGCUCCUUUACCCCACAACAAAACAUCAACGCUCAUGGAGCUAGCUAGCAACGUUGCUGCUAAAGAGGUGCCUGCCACUUUGGAAGGGGGGAUGAACGCAAUGGACCCUCUUAAGCCUCUGACAAAUGGAGAUGCAGUAACCUUGGACUCUCGGCAAGAGAAGACCAACUGCCUGGAAAACACAGAAGAGAGGAAGGCCACUGAGUUGGCGUCUGACUGCCCAAUUCCUCAAAAGGUACCUCGUCUUGAGAAUAACAUGGAUGAGGCAUCUGCUGAUUCUACUGUAACAUCUUCUGGCCUUGGAGGUCGCAGAGAUACUCCAGAUACAACCAAGUUGGAGGUGGAGGUCACCAAGCCAAAACAACUGGCACCCUCUCCGGUGACUUCCAUGGAAGAGUCAAGCCUCAGCAGUGACGCUGCAGAGAAUGGUGGCGGCAGCAACAGCAGCAUGGCAGAAGUGAAAACUACUGUCACACAGGUCACAACCACCACCUCCAGCACCACAACGGUAUCCACUGUCCAGAUCGCUGAGGUCACCAGCAGUAGCAGCGCGCCACCAAUACCUGAGCCAAAGGUCGAGGCCAACAGCACCACAGCCACUCUUACCACCACCACCACAACUGUUACCAAAGUCACAGACUCAGCCUCUGGAAAAGUUGUCACAGAUAAGAAGACAUCUGUUACUGCAACCUUCACAAACACCAAGUCUAGUCCCUCAGGCUCAUCUACGACUUCCAUGACUGUCAGCAAAGAGUACUCCACCAGGGACCGAGUAAGGUUACUCAAAUUCUCACGCACAAAGAAGUCUCGCUCGGGAACAGCCUUGCCUUCAUACCGCAAGUUUGUUACCAAGAGCAGCAAGAAGAGCAUUUUUGUUUUGCCCAAUGAUGAUCUGAAAAAGAUGGCUAGGCGAGGGGGUAUUCGCGAGGUGCCCAUCUUCAACUACAACGCUAAGCCUGCCCUAGACAUCUGGCCUUACCCGUCACCCAGGCCUACCUUUGGCAUCACCUGGAGGUAUCGCUUGCAGACAGUGAGGUCCCUUGCAGGGGUCAGCCUCAUGCUCAGGCUGCUGUGGGCUUCUCUGAGGUGGGAUGAUAUGGCAGUGAAGCCGACCCCUGGUGUAGGAACCACACGCACGGAGACUUCAGACAUCGACAUCACCACGACAGAGAUCAUCAAGCGCAAAGAUGUGGGGCCUUACAGCAUCCGGUCAGAGUAUUGCAUCCGCAAGAUCAUCUGCCCCAUCGGGGUCCCAGAGACACCUAAAGAGUCUCCUACACCACAGAGAAAGGGCCUUCGCUCCAGUGCUCUGCGACCCAAAAAGCCUGAGCCAACCAAGCAGACAGGCCCGGUGGUGGUGGAGACCUGGGUGGCUGAGGAGGAUCUGGAGCUGUGGGAGAUCAGAGCCUUUGCUGAAAGGGUGGAGCGGGAAAAGGUGCAGUCGUCUGAACAGGCUAAGAAGCGCUUGGAGCAGCAGAAGCCGGGGGCCGUUGGUACUACCCCCACUCCCUCCAUGCCCACCACCGGCACCCAGAAGAUCACUGUGGGCUCCCUUACGGGCACGCUCACCCCCGGGACCAAAGUGGUUCUGGCCACCAAGAUGGGUACACCUGUGACAUUCCAGCAGAACAAAAACUUCCAGCAGUCGUUCGCCACCUGGGUCAAGCAGGGACAGAGCAGUCAAGGUGUGGUCCAGGUGCAGCAGAAGGUACUGGGCAUCAUUCCAAGCAGCAACUCGGGCUCUGCUCAAUCCUACACUGCUUUCCAGCCACGCUCCACCAUCAACAUCCAGCCUAAUACAGUCACCUCUACACAGCAGGUAAUCACCACAGGAACUCCCCUCCGUCCUGGGAUGACUGUGAUCCGCUCCCCCCUGCAGCAGGCCACCACACUGGGCAAAACCAUCAUCCGCACCCCUUUGGUGGUCCAACAAGGUCAGACUCAGCAGGUGGUCACUCAGAUCAUCCGUGGCCAGCCGGUGUCCACCGCCGUCACCAGCUCCAGCGCCAGCUCCAUGCAGACGGGGGUGGGGGUGCAGAGGAUGGCCGGGGCCGUGUCCUCCCCGCGGGCCGCCACCCCCGCCCCUGGACAGUCUCCCGGGCCUCAGGCAGCCCAGCCCAGCCCCAGGCCCCAGCAGGCCCAGGUCAAACUCACCCUGGCCCAGCUCACUCAGCUCACCCAGGGAGCACAGGGUGGAAGUCAAGGUCUGACGGUGGUGAUCCAGGGGCAGGGCCAGACCACGGGCCAGCUGCAGCUCAUCCCCGCCGGGGUGACGGUCAUCCCCAGCCCGGGCCAGCAGCUCAUGCAGGCGGCCAUGCCCAACGGCCAGGUGCAGCGCUUCCUCUUCACGCCCAUGCCUCCCGCGCCAGCCCCAGCCUCCAGGCAGGCGCCCAUCCCGGUCCCCACCACCGGCACCUCUGCUGCGCCCGCCAGUGCUGCCGCCACUACCUCCACAGCCGCAGUGCCAGCCGUUCAGCCUGAACAGAGAGUAGUGCAGCCUCAACCUCAACCUCAAGCUGCCCUUGCUGCCCCCCCUCCUCUCGGCCCAGUGCAGCCCACCCCACAGGUGCUCACCCCUGCUCAACUACCCGCCCUGUCACCCAUGCCAACGUCUGUGCCGGCACCUGCCCCGACACCCACACCCCUUCCUCCAGUAUCCUCCCAGGCUCCAGCCCAGGUUCUCACUCAGCCCCCCACUCAGCAGCAGCAGCAGCAGCAGCCCCAACUCCUGCAGCAGCAGCAGCAGCAGCAGCCCCAACUCCUGGUCCAACCACAGCUCCAGCUCCAGCACCAACCCCAGCAGCCCCAACUCCUGGUCCAACCACAGCUCCAGCAGCAGCCCCAACUCCUGGUCCAACCACAGCUCCAGCUCCAGCACCAACCCCAGCAGCAGCAGCUGGCACACGUCCAGGUGUCAACAGCUUCACCUCAGACUCUUGGCACCUUUACAGUGGCCCCGACAGUGGGCCAGACGGUGGUUAGCCAGGCCCAGCUUCAGAUCCAGUCUCAACCGGUGCUGGCUCCGGCUCCUGCUCCGGCUGCCGUCCAUGCCCAGGUUCGGGUCGGGGCACCCAUGCAAACCCAGCCUCCCCUCCAGGCUCAGGUUCAGGUGCAGGUGCGCCCCUCGCUGCAGCUCCACCAGCAGCUCAUUGCCGUGCCAGGCAUCCAGCAGCAGGUGCUCUCCCAGAUCCAGAGCCAGGUGGCGGCCCAGCUGCAGCAGCAGGGGGCCGUGGGGGGCGCCGUCCCCCAGCAGAUCAAGCUCCAGCUGCCCAUCACCAUCAAGCAGCAGCCCGCCACUGCUGCUCCCGCCCAGCAACAGCACCUCCAGCAGCAUCAGACGGCUGCGGUGGUCAGCAUGGGGGGGCAGGUGCAGAACGUGGUCACCAUCCAGACGGCCAGCGUGCAGGAGCAGCUCCAGCGCAUUCAGCAACUGAGGGAGCAGCAGCAGCAGCAGCAGCUGAAGAAGAGGCAGCAGCAGGAGGCCAAGAGGGAGCUGGCCCAACAGGCCGGCAGCCAGAGCGACAUCCUCCAGAAGCAGGUGGUGAUGAAGCAGAAUGCUGCUAUAGAGCACUUAAAACAGAAGAAGACCGUGUCCCCUGAAGAGAGAGAGGAGAACCAGAGGAUGAUCGUGUGCAACCAGGUGAUGAAGUGUAUCCUGGACAAGAUUGACAAGGACGAGAAGCAGGCAGCCAAGAAGAGGAAGCGUGAGGAGUCAGUGGAGCAGAAACGCAGCAAGCAGAACGCCUCCAAACUCUCGGCACUGCUCUCCAAACACAAGGAGCAGCUGAAGGCUGAGAUCCUCAAGAAGAGAGCGCUGCUGGACAAGGACCUGCAGGUGGAGGUGCAGGACGAGCUCCGCAAGGACCUGAGCCGACUGCGGCGCGAGAAGGAGAGGGCCAAAGCAGCCAUGACCCAGGCAGCUCAGGCGCAAGCAGCAGCAGCAGCAGCCACACGCAAGCAGCCAGCGCUCUCUCCUCCUCCUCCUCCUCCUCCUCCACCUCCACCUCCACCACUUCCUCCUCCGCUCACCUCGCCGUCCGCAGGCCACAAGCGCAAGCGUGAUGACGAGCGAGAGUCCCCGUCCUCUGGCAAAUACAAGAAGAAGAAGAUGAUCUCCACUACCUCAAAGGAUCCCAAGAAGGACACAAAGCUGUAUUGUGUCUGCAAAACCCCCUAUGACGAGGCGAUGUUCUACAUUGGCUGCGACCUAUGUUCUAACUGGUUUCAUGGCGCGUGUGUUGGCAUCACUGAAAAGGAGGCCAGGAAAAUGGAGGACUACGUUUGCAGCGAGUGCAAGAGGGCGCAGGAGGGCAGUACUGAGGAGCUAUACUGCAUCUGUCGGACACCAUACGAUGAGGCCCAGUUCUACAUUGGCUGUGACCGAUGCCAGAACUGGUACCAUGGUCGCUGCGUGGGUAUUCUGCAGAGUGAGGCCUCGGAGAUCGAUGAAUACGUUUGCCCACAGUGCCAGUCCACGGAAGAUGCCAUGACUGUUCUCACGCCGCUCACAGAGAAGGAUAACGAAGGCUUGAAAAGAAUAUUACGCUGCUUACAGGCCCACAAAAUGGCCUGGCCCUUCUUGGAGCCAGUGGAUCCCAGUGAUGCUCCUGAUUACUAUGGUGUCAUCAAAGAACCAAUGGACCUGUCCACAAUGGAGGACAGACUACAGAGGCGGUAUUACAGCAAACUGACUGAAUUUGUAGCGGACACGACCAAAAUCUUCGACAACUGCCGCUACUACAACCCCAAUGACUCACCGUUUUACCAGUGUGCCGAGGUGCUGGAGUCCUUCUUUGUACAGAAACUUAAAGCAUUCAAAGCAAGCAGGUCUCAUAACAACAAACUACAACCUUCAGCCUCUUAGAACACACUGCACCCUAGUUUGCGCCCUUAAAAAAUGAUAAAGAAGCAAGAAUUUGGUUCUUGAACCCUUGGUUGGUGGUGGACCCAGACCCCUGUGCCGUUGGUGCUCCACUCUUCCCUGAUCCUCCAGCCUGCCUCUGGUCCCCUUUCAUGGCUGCCGCGUCUCGGAUCACCCUCCAAAACUGAGCAGCAUGGCUAACCCUUCAGGCUGCUGACCAGCCCUGUAUUCCUCCCUUUCUGUUGGUGAAUACAGAUUGACAAGAUCCUAUGGAGGGGAAAAAAGCCAUUUCAGGAACUGGAUUUUCUUUAAAUGAGGAUAUGUUAAAGCUAAUUUAUGAAUAUUCUCAGUCUUUUUUUAAAUAAUGUGUCUACAUGAAAAGAUUUUUGAUGCCUGGAUUUGAGACACAUCAUUUCCCGCUAUUCCACCUGGAGCUGACUGAAUAUGCGAAAGCGAGUGUAUUGGGUUAAUGCCCCCUAGUGUGGACAUAUUCCUCAUGAAAAUGUGGUCUUUGUAGAUUGUGAGCAGCACAGGGAUACUUUGAGGCGUUAAACCACAAUGUGAGGUUGAAGUUGGCCUGUUUGUAAAACUUGUCAAUUUUUCUCAAUAUUCUUUUUUUUCUAUUACAGCUGAAUAAAUAUUGGUGUAUAUGAAACAUAAUAAAUGAAGACUUGAACUCUUA